AUGGAGUGCCUCCUGGCGUUCUACAACGAAAAGUUCGCCAACCUGGACGGCAACAUCUUCGAGAUGUUCUCGAAAUUCUACAAUCUCGAUUUAUCGCCCGUCGAUUCCUGGCUGGAGAACCAGUUCAAAGACAAGAUAGUUAAGGACGAUCGAUUGUCUCUCUACUACCGGAAGGAGGGGAACAAGUGCUACGCGCAAAAGAACCUGCUCAAGAGCCUGGAGUUCUACACGAAGAGCUUGUGCACGGCCACGCCGGGCAGCAAAGAAUACGGCCUGGCCUUGGCCAACAGAUCGGCGGUUUCGUUCGAAAUGAAAGAAUACGAGAACUGCCUGAAAGACAUCGAUUUGUGCUUCAACACUUACUACCCUGUAGAUCUUAAACCGAAGAUAUACUUCAGGAAAGCGGACUGCUUCUUCGAGACCGGCCAAACGGAGAAUUUCGAAAAGUGCAUAAACGAAAUCCAGAGAUUCCUUUCCAUUACGCUAGUACACGAUAGAGACAAGCAUAUGGAGAAAUUGAAACAAAUAAAGAAAGCCAAGAUUAAAAACAAAGCUGUGGAGGUGCAAAGGGACAACUUUUCCGACUUUCCGGAUUUCCCGGAGGGCGAGAAUGGCAAUUUCGCGUUCGCCUCUUCGAAAAUCAAAAUGAGUUACGAUAAGUCGAAAGGAAGGCACGUAGUCGCCACUAAUCCCAUUAAAAAAGGCGAAGUUCUGUUCAUCGAGAAAGCCUUCAUCUUCGCUCCGGUCUUCAAAGAAAACAAGGAAAUCUACUCGUUCAAAUGCUAUAGUUGUUUAAAAGAUAUCAUUAGCAGUGUUCCAUGUGCCAGUUGUACGCUGUGCGUAUAUUGCAACGAGAAAUGCAGGUUAACGUCGUGGAACGAAUGCCAUCGAUGGGAAUGCGAGGGAAUGAAAGCCAACAUUUGGUACGAUCUGGGCAUCGCCUUUCCCGCCUUCAAAGCCGUAUUGAAAGGGGCCAAGACGGGCUUCAAAAUCGUCAAAGGCGACUACGAGGCGGACCUGAAGAAAUUCGGCGACAAAACCGACAACUAUCCCUACUUCAAUCGACUGGUAUCGAACAUUUACAAGCUCAAAAACGCAGCACCUUACAUACUGCUGGCUACUGUCGUGGUGGCCUACUUGAAAAAGUACACGGAGUUCUUCUCGUGGUACAUCAAAGAGACGACCUGUCCGAGGAACGAUCCGAGCGAAUUGGAGGAGUACAUCGGGGGCCUCAUUACGAAGCACAUCGCCCAGUUGUCGUGCAAUUCCAGCAUCAUCGAGCAUUGGACCUACUCGUCGACGGAUCUGCUGUUCCCGGACAUUCUCAUAACGAUCGCAUGCGGAAUGUUCCCAUCCGUUAGCAUGAUGAACCACUCCUGUCGGCCGAACGUGACGAAUUUUUUUAUCUGUGAUACGAUUGUUGUGAAAGCGCUGGAAGAUAUACAAGAGCAAGAGGAGAUACUGAAUUGCUACGGUAUCGAUUACCGCGGGAUGAACAGAGAGCAGAGGCAAAUAGCUUGUAAGGGAUUGUACCAUUUCGAAUGCAAGUGCGUGAUUUGCAGCGAUCCCGCGCAGGAAGUGGAAAUGCUGGAUAGCUAUUUGUGUCCGAAAUGCGAAGGUUGCAUACCCGAAUUGCAAAACGCCAAUUUGAGCUUUUGCAUUAAAUGCGGCUAUAAAUAUUCUCUGAUACCCUUUAGGAAAAUAAACGGCGACGCUCAAAAAUACCUGCAAAACGACGAAGGGAAUAGAUUAGAGUUGUUAAUAAAGUGCUUGAAAAUAAGGGAAAAAAUCCUCUACAAGCACCAUCGAGAUUUCGAAGAAGUGUACUAUCGCCUCUACAGUUAUCACGUUGAAUCAGGUGAUGCGGAAAACAUGUUUAAAUAUUUCCAACUGUGGCUGGAAAACGAGAAGGCGAGACGAGGCCAGAACUCUAGAGGUAUUGGAACGAAACUGUACGAAGCUGCCCUGGCGAUUUUGCAUUGUCUGCAAAACGGGAAUCCGAAAAAUUGCACGAAUUUAAAGGCUUUCCUUCAGAAUGUGGAGCAUAUGAUAAGAGAAGCGAAGAUGGUUCUGAAUUUAUAUUAUCCGGCUUACAUUACGAAUAGGUUAAGCAGAAAGAUUCAGUUUAUAUCAAAUAAAUAA
Messenger RNA from Phyllotreta striolata, 2142 nucleotides. NCBI's taxonomy places the organism in Eukaryota, Metazoa, Arthropoda, Insecta, Coleoptera, Chrysomelidae. The record is from the annotation of a GenBank genome assembly.